Molecule: messenger RNA, 883 nt
Organism: Trichobilharzia szidati
Lineage: Eukaryota; Metazoa; Platyhelminthes; Trematoda; Strigeidida; Schistosomatidae
Source: the annotation of a GenBank genome assembly
AUGCCGUUUGUCACUAGUUCAGGAAAUGUUGUUGAACAGCAACCAUGGGGUUUACGGUAUUUCAAGCAACUACUUUUCAACCUUUUUCAUAUCAUCUGCCUAUUUAUUCAGACGAUGUUACCAUUAGAUUAUCUAACCAAAGAAGUUCAUGGGAUGGGAGACCACCUCGACCACCUGGACGACGAUUCGGAGGAUUUGGAGGCUGUAGAGAUGCACCUGGUGCUCCCCCGAUGGCUGGUGGUGGAUGAGGUUAAUUCGUCUUUGGAGUAAAUAGUAGUCGGUAACUUACUGACAGACUCCAAAGACGACAAGAUCCAUCCAUCCAUCAGUAACAAAUUUCAAAAUCCAUUUAUAUGACGGUUGCCUGGAAAAUCUUGGUAUUUAAGAUCUAGUCAACCUGAUGAUGAGAAAUGGAUGAUACCCCAUACCUGUUGCGCCUGCCUUCAAGUAAUGUUUAUUUUGGGUAUGCGUGUACAUUCUCUAACAACAGCUGUUUUACUGAUUUCUAACUUUUCAUUAUUUUGCAAUCAAAAUAUAUACCUUUAAAAAAAACAAUAAUAAUAAUAGUUGUGUAUAUGCCCACAUUUCUUAUGUGAUAGGAGUAUUUAUAAUUGAUUACAGGAAAUAAAUAAAUAAAUACCUGUGAGUGGUUUAACCGUUUUCCACGGUGAAUGACUUAUUCAUUACUGUUAUUAUGUUCUAUUUUUCCGAUGAAGUAUAUUCUGCGUUUUUGUAAAAGGAAAAUCGAUUGCAUAUGUAAUAUUGUUAUUUUUAGUAAGCGAAAUACAAUGUUUGUCAUAUCACGCAUGUGUAGCGCAUCUUUUUCAACGCGAUGUGCUGUUCAUCUAGUUUUCUUUUCAAUGUCGAUGAUAUUACACGUCGU